GACGCUGCUGCUGUUACUGGCUCUUCCUUCAUUACACACGUGCUCGUCUCCUUAUCUCUUUCGCACCACACCACACCCAUUUUAGUAUAAUUUGCUUCCUUCGGGUCAUUUUUCUCGGUCCCUUAGCGUACGCAGCCUGAAAAACGCUCUGCAGAUGGCCCGCCUCGCCUGUUUACAGUGGACCACCAUGCGCUAAACUGGCAAAAGCCUUAGCCUACCCACCCCGGUUAGACCGCCCACCCUUGGUGCUUGACCCCCAUUUGGGCCGCCGCUGCAUGGCCUUGCCCGUUCACGGAUGGUUCUAGGCCCAGACACGAGAGCCCGAUCCCCCAACUGAGCCAUUGUCCGUGUUCUUGGGUUUUCUUUCGCUUCACCGUGAUCCUCUCUCUGCCUUGUCCGUUCGCCUUUUCCCUUUCUAGCCACUGCUUUCCGGGCCUUGGCGCUGCAGCAACUGUCAAAAGGAAGCCCCCGUCCGCCCCGGCUCCGAAUGCACAGCUGCUGUUGUUGUCUAUCCCCGACUCCUUCAACCCAUCGGCCGCACCACCACCGCCAACAACAUCUUCGCUCCUUGCCCGCGCAACCACCCUCCCAUACAACGGCCACUCUCUCAGCUGCCUCGUCUUCCAUAUAUAUCCAACAUUCUUCAACCCGUUAAAAUCUCCAUUAUCCAUCUUAAUCGGCGCUGACGAUCCUUCUGGGCCCCGCCUUUCCUCUAUCGAUCGACACUGCUCAAGAGCGCAGCCUUCUCCGAAAAUCAUUACCACCAACGCUUAGGGAUUGCCUCGCGCCUUCCUGGAGCCAGCAUCCCCAACGCGCUUAGUUGCCAUCGACCGAGGAAGCCGCUUGGUUUCGAGACGGGUUGUGUGCAAUAGGCCCCGAUACCAUACACGCGGUGCCCCAACAGCAGCCCAGCAACAACGCGGCGACAACUUCGCGUUAACAGCUCUUCUAACACAACUAUUACCGCAACCAACAGGUCUGCGACUAUUUUUGUUUCGGCAUCCUCGUUUCAUUGCCAUUUUGGAUAGUCUCUAUAACCGGUGACAGUCCGCAAGCCGUUUACUACAUCUGAGACAUUUCUACCUUGCCCCGUCUCGCCUCUGACACAUCAUGGCCGCGGAGAAAAUGACCUACGCUACCUUCGGUAGUUUGCCGACCUCGUCGCGAACCUCUUCGACAUUACCUAGAAGGUGUAAAAAUAGACAACACAGCCAAAGGAAGCCGAAAACGCAAAUGUCAUGGCUCACAAUGGGCACGAUAGCCUGCUUAGCAACAACCACGCUAGCUGCCACAAUCAACCCUCGAUUAACCCCCGAGGCUGACCAGCUCCCAUCCCCAGGCCGCCCGCUCGUCAUUGAUAUUACGCCUCAGCAUCCUUCAGAUCCCUCUCCCAGCAUCCUCAUUACCGACUUUUCCAGAGAACUUGGCAUCGUAAAGCACGACCCCUUGAUGGCUAGACAAGCCGGCGGCGGCGCGCAGCCUACGAAAGAUAGCGCUGGUGAUAACUCCCAGAGCUCAUCUACCAAAUCGGCCGAAUCUCCCACAAAGACCGAUUCAAGCUCACAGUCUGCAACCCGUACCGGAGUUUUUGCAACUGCGUCUGCCAGCGACCAACCCUUCAAACUACCACAGCCUUUUGAUGGCACUAGGCUCAUCUUACCAGAGGACACUACAGACAGUUGCGCCCGCUUCAUGAACAAGCUUGCUGGUGAUCCUGUUGUGCGCCAAUGCUCCCCCAUCUCCCUCCUUGAUAAGACCUCUUCAGACUUCUUCCAGGCUAAGCGAUCCAUUACCAACCUGGCACGAGUUCUCGACGCUAGUUGCCGUGCGGACGUGAACACUUGUGAUAACUACUUUGGCCAACUCCUUUCCAACAUGACAAUGGAUGCCAAUUGCUCCCCAGACCUCCACAAAGCCAAACUCAACGACCAAAACGCCGUCCUUUCCACCUAUCUUGGCCUCAAAGGAUACCGCCCCAUGUAUGCUGCUACUUGCCUCGUCGAUCCCGAUAAGGAGCAGUACUGUUAUGCUACUGCCGUCGCUGGUGGAAGUGGUGCCAGCAGUAACACAGAUCUUUUCUUGUAUCCCAUGGUUUACGGUACCAAGCCCCAGCUCAGCCCUGCGCCUACUUGUGGCUGGUGCACCAAGUCUGUCAUGGCGAUUUUCCAUGAUGCCUCCGCACAUCGGUCACAGGAGGUCUCCAAGGUCUACGAAGGCGCAGCAUCUGCCAUCAACACUGUGUGUGGCAAUACCUUCGUCAACAGUUCGCUCCCUGCUGCGGUCAACGCCGCGACUGGUGCUCAGCCUCAGCUACUGAGCACAGUUGCCAUCACAGCUACAUUGUUCCUUUUUACGACUUUCUUCUAGGAGAAAUGGCCAUUACCCGCUACAUCUCCUUUCAUCAACAGAACGCACACUCUGCUAACAGCAAGAUUGUUUCAUUCGACUUCUCUGCACAUAUACUUACGUUUUGUUUUGGUUGAAAAACAAAAAUUAACGGUCCUUACUUAAUGUCUAUUAUAUAUUUUGGGUUUCCUUUGAACAUUGCGAGAAAACAGCUCGCAAUGUAUGAAGUUUCUUGAGCAUUUUAUACAGCACACGCCCGCAGCUCGCUACGGCUUGCUUUGGUGAACGGCGUGGUCUCCUGGCGUUUUGGGGGGCGAUAUUGGUACUUUUUACUACCAUACAUACCUUCUCUUUCAAUAGAAAAAGCUUCCCAUGGCUUGAAUAGCUUAUACAUGU
This is a messenger RNA of [Torrubiella] hemipterigena, 2742 nucleotides long. The record is from the annotation of a GenBank genome assembly. NCBI's taxonomy places the organism in Eukaryota, Fungi, Ascomycota, Sordariomycetes, Hypocreales, Clavicipitaceae.